UGCGACCUCCGCGGAUACGACAAAACACGAGGACGAAGAAGAACGAUUCAUUUUCUGUUUACUUCUGAUUAAAACGUAAGUAGAGUAAAAGACGGUAAGAGCUGAGAUACGAGCUUAUGUCGUUGUGCUCGUUAUGUUUAUGAAACACACAGAUGCUGAGUCAAAAUACACUGAUGUUGCGCUGAAAUAAGACACGGAAAUGUCAGUUUUCCCUCAGCUUUCCAUGAACCCAGAAGUGCGAGAACAUCUUCGCAAUGUUUAUACAAACAACGAGCUGGUGUGUGAGUCUGAUCUGGUGUUUGAAGCUCUGCUGUCCUGUCUGUCUCAUCCGCCUCUGUUCACCUGUCUGAGAGCCAGCACACACCUGCACUCACUUCAGGACAUGCAGCACCGGCUCCAGCAACAUUUAGCACAGCAGGAAAGAUCUCCAUCAGUUUACACUCACCCACAGCUUCCAGAUGUUCUGCUGCUUCCAGUCCACGGCCCUCGGCCCGUGGAUCCGCUGGCCUCUGAAGUGAUCGUUGGCGCUCAGUGUGGUAAUGCUGUUCUUCGAGGAGCUCAUGUGUUCACGCCUGGCAUCCUCAGCACGCCAAAGUACAUGAAAGUGGGCGAGGUGGUGUCUGUUUUCUCUGAUGUGGAGGGCAAGUGCACACGCGGAGCCAAAGAGUUCAAGGGCAAGAAGGUGUUUCUGGGUAACGGGAUUUCUGAGGUGGAUCGCUCAGAAAUAUUCAGCUCAGAUGGACCCGGGAAGGGUGUUGCGAUUCGAAUGACUGAGCCUCUCUAUCAAAGCCCUUCCUUUGAUGGUGUUCUUACAGAUCAGCUCUUUCUACAGAACCUGCCGUCUGUGGUCGUGGGUCAUGCUUUAGGAGCUCGUCCAGGAGAGCGAAUCCUCGACAUGUGUGCCGCUCCUGGAGGAAAGACCACACACAUCGCUUCUCUCAUGGGAAACCAGGGUACUGUUGUGGCCUUGGAAAAAAUCCGAUCCAAAAUGGAAAAGAUCGUUCAGAACGCAAAGAUGCUGCAGUUGCACUGUAUUAAAGCAUAUUGCUGUAACAGUGUGCAUGCUGUGAGCUCAGAUCCCGCUCAAUGCAGUGCAGACGGUCCCCCGUAUCCUGAGGAGAGUUUUGACCGGAUAUUAUUAGACGCUCCCUGCAGUGGUUUGGGUCAAAGACCCAACAUGAGCUACAGCUGGAGUCUGAAAGAAGUCUGUUCCUACCAGCCUCUGCAGAGAAAACUCUUCACUACGGCUGUGCGUUUGUUAAAAAGAGGAGGUGUUUUGGUGUACAGCACCUGCACCGUGACGCUUGCGGAGAAUGAAGAGCAGGUCGCCUGGGCUCUCAAGACAUUCCCCUGUCUAACACUAGAGCCACAGGUGCCUGUUUUAGGAUCGGAGGGGAUGUCGGGAGCAGGUCUGACACGGGACCAGCGGCGGCUGCUACAGAGAUUUAGGCCAGAAUUAGCAUGGAGAGGAGCAGGUGUCCCACAUUCCCCCGAGAGCCUCCUACAAAACGCCAACGCAGAUACUAUCGGCUUUUUUAUUGCCAAGUUCAUAAAAAGAGACUCAUGAAGAACCAUCACAAAACAUACAAACAGUCACUGAUCCUCACGGAAACUACAGACCAGAAUAAGAUCCAGGAGGAUGUAAACUUUUAUAGUAACAGGAUUGUGUGUGCAAAUUCAGUUAUUUUUUCUUGUGC
Molecule: messenger RNA, 1697 nt
Organism: Sinocyclocheilus anshuiensis
Lineage: Eukaryota; Metazoa; Chordata; Actinopteri; Cypriniformes; Cyprinidae
Gene: nsun6
Product: NOP2/Sun RNA methyltransferase 6
Exons: 13
Coding region: 200-1567 (455 amino acids)
Biological process (GO): RNA methylation
Molecular function (GO): RNA methyltransferase activity; RNA binding
Source: RefSeq, a predicted model, not a curated record